Messenger RNA from Chrysemys picta bellii (western painted turtle), 2334 nucleotides. Lineage: Eukaryota; Metazoa; Chordata; Testudines; Emydidae. The record is from RefSeq and is a predicted model, not a curated record.
AUCAAGUUUUGAAUUUAAUUCUCUGCUGCAAUUUAUUCUUUUCUGUUUCAUUAGUAAAGUCUGCCCAGAAACCAGUGAGGGUUCCAGGCAAGAUGGUAUCUUGUUUACUCAUAUUGCCCACUGGCUUUUCAAACAUCCUUUAGUUUCUCUCAGCUUUUUAUCUAAUAGAAACUGGCAAUGCAGGGUGGCACCACUGCUCCCCCACAGAGGCAGUGGGGGAAAAGGAGACAUAACCUCUCUCCUUCUCUCCUCCACAGGCAAUGAGAACUUGUCUCGGUACAGUGGAAAUAUGCAAAUACAGAAAUAGAUUGCUCUAUGUUGUGCUCUGCCAAAAUUAUGCUGGCAACAUUUAUUUCUUUUGGGAACCUGCAGCUGCCAAAUAGUUAGUAACUAAAAUAUGCCUGUAAGCUACUGCGACAACCACAGGACACAAAUCUAACUAUAGAGCUGAUGUUACCUCUGCAGUGUUUUUAAAAACCAUCCUCUCCAUCACCCCCAUAGAGAUAACUGUUCUUGUUAUUUGAAUGUAGUUAUCCUGGUGAAAGUGUACUCUGGAUCAUGGGUAUAAGAAGACAUCGUAGGUGCUGAUUCAGUGCUAGAUUGUGGCUGGCAUUGUGCUGGUGAACAAGAGGUCAGACGGCCUUGUCCACCUGCAAAGGUGUCAACCAGAGUCAUUCUUUGCACUUCUUGAGCACCGGGGGGCUGAUCCAAUGGAAGGACUUCUCAUUGACUUCAAUGGGCUUUGGAGCAGACCCAGGGAAAGUGAGUCCAUAACAGCAGUGGUGCUGGACUUCUCAGAGUGGGUAGGGGUGAGCACCUCCUUUUGCAUCAACCAGUGGUGUCAGGCCAGUGCUGUGUGAGGUGCACUCAGUUAUAGGGUGGUGUGGGUGCUGCUCUGUCAUGCUCCCUUUUACCAAAGUACCCAGAGUUAUUCUGAAGCCUUCCCAUAAUCCCCCACAGUAUAGCCCUUAAGUAUGCAGUGCCAAGAAUACCUAGACAAUGGGAAACUCUGCUUUUCUUUUAUAAUUUGACUUUUCCCAUUUUUUCUCCUUAGGAACAGAGAGAGGGAGUCUGAUCUACAGAUUUCAUAACUGGGUGGAUGCUUUGGUGACAUCAGUCUUGUCUGUAAUCUUUUGUCACUUAACAGAAAGCGUCUCCAGUCAGGAGGGAACAAAAGUGAUCACUCUCGUGUUAUCCAACUUGGGACCUUAUCCUCUUUCAGGAGGAAGUAGAGCAAUGUUUCCUAGCAUGAGGGCGGAGCCUCCUUUGGUGUAUCAGACUAGUUGGUGGGAAGCAUGAAAGUGUGGCUUGUGACCUUUAUUUGAAAUCUGCUCAUCAAUCUGAUGUGUUGGAUUUGUAAGAGAACACAGCUUCUCACCAUUGUUAGAAAACCUGCAGAUACUUAAAAAUGAGCAGUGAUUGCUCUAACUCAAGUAUUAGCCAACAACAGGCCCAGCAUCGUUAAUCACCUCAUUCUGAUGCACCAUACAUUAUGGUUCACAUCAAUCUAUUGAAAAAAAUGUGUGGACUCUUGUUAUUGCUUGUGGUUCUGACUAUUUGCUUGUGGGGGGAAACAAGAAAAGGCUACUAUAUUCCCUCCAAAACAGAAAGCAAAAGUUUUCAGAUUCCCAGAGCUCUGGGAAAAGGAGAUGUACUUACAUCCCGACUUCUUUCAAGCAAAGAUGUCAAUGAGAACGACCAGUUAUCUGUUGCUUUACUGGUCAAAAUGGAGAAAGUAAAUGGCAGCAUCUCUCCAACCCCUCCAGGAAACAAUGCAGUGGCAAAGUACAAGAAAUCAUUGCUCUCUGUGAAUGUCUGGAAUGAGGACAGUUCAUCAAAGAAUCUCAUACCCAGGCUGCGAAAGGUCAAAAACAAUUACCUGUCCAUGAACAAGUACAAUGUGACUUACAAAGGGCAAAGGAAUACUGCCAAACUCAGUCCGGAGAAACUGCUGUGCCAGCUCCGGGACAGAGUGAAUGUGACAAUGAUCCAUGGGUCAGACGGUCCAUUCAAUACCUCUGAAUGGCAGAUGUAUCUACCAAGAAAAAACCUCAGCCAAGAAGUUGGCCACUUCCGUCAAUGCGCUGUUGUGUCCUCAGCAGGAUCUCUGAAGUCCUCGCAUCUGGGACCAGAGAUAGGUUGGUAUUACUCUGUUAGGAUAAAACAAUAUCAUCUGGCUUUUGAACUCUGUGAGGCUGGAACAAUCCGCCAUCGCACUUGAUUUACCCAUAGGACUUUCUCCAUUUCAAAUUAAUCUGAGAAUUCACAAAGACACUUGCACCAACUUGAAAUAUUCAAUUAAGAUUCUUAUUGAUUGCAGGUGUGUGUGGUGGA